This is a messenger RNA of Rhagoletis pomonella (apple maggot), 2709 nucleotides long. RefSeq lists its product as uncharacterized. The record is from RefSeq and is a predicted model, not a curated record. Lineage: Eukaryota; Metazoa; Arthropoda; Insecta; Diptera; Tephritidae. The transcript has a single exon. Bases 1 to 2709 code for a protein of 902 amino acids.
AUGCUUACUACGCCCGCUGCUCAGACGCCCAUAAGUCAUUCGACUAUGCCCAAAUCAACUCGCAAAUCAGCCAAGGUGUUUCACGCGAUACCGGAACAGAACCACCCGCGCUGCAUGUACUGCCAUGCGGCUUCCAAGAUUUAUUCUUGUGAAAAAUUUCGCAGUUUAGAUUCAACCGCAAAAUCUAAAUUUAUAAAAGAAGCGAAAGCUUGUCUAAAUUGCUUGAGUCCUGGGCAUUACAAAGAGCGUUGUAAUAGCACAUCCGCGUGCCGAAUAUGUCACCAACGCCAUCAUACGCUGCUUCACAGUAUCGCAGGCCUAUCCGCUAGCACCGUAUCCACUCACGCUGUCGAGUCUUCUCACACCGCUCCGAAUAGCAUCGCCGCCUCUUCUGCUAACCAACCGACGAACACCGCUGCUGCAUGCAUUUCAUCCUGUUUGAGUUCUGGUUCUAACCCGCUACCCUCAACGCAAAGAAUAGUGUUAUUAUCCACCGCUUUAGUAAGAGUUCGUGAUUGUGCCGGUCAGUGGCAAACUGCUCGGCUAUUGUUUGAUUCUGGAUCUCACGCCUCCUUCGUGACAGAGGCAUGCGUGCAGCGCUUAGGCCUACCUCGCAAAUCGUCGUCGGUAUUCGUCACUGGAAUCGGUACAUCGCAAGGAGGUCGCUGUAGAGGUGAGACGCUACUACCGCUUUCAUCCUAUAGUUCGGAUGAAUGCUACGCCAUCAAUGCAUUGAUUCUUCCGAAAAUCACUGGUGACUUGCCAACGCAGACCUUAAAUGUUCCAGAAUGGCCGCAUAUUCAUGGGCUAUUCCUAGCGGACCCGCAUUUUAUGAAGCCUGGCCGCAUAGAUAUACUGGUUGGCAUGGACGCGAUGGAUCAACUUAUCUGCAUCGAUCUUCGGAAGGGUCCCGUUGGCACGCCUAUGGCACAGAGAACCGUUUUCGGGUGGACUUUGUUCGGAAGUGUCGAUAGUUCUGCUUCACCCCAGCUGCAUUUACCGUCACUGCAUUGCGACGUUCAACUGGAUCGAGCGCUUACUAGGUUGUGGGAGUUGGAAGAGUCUCCCCGAAAGCCGCAUUUUACGCACGAGGAGCGCUUCUGCGAAGAUCACUUCGUUUCUACGCAUCAACGAAUGCCAGACGGUCGCUUUGUAGUGGAGUUACCGCUGAAACCAAACGUGCCAUUGGGUGAAUCGCGAAAUUUUGCUGUUCGCAAUCUGUUACGCAUCGAGCGAAGGCUGGCUCGUGACCACGACUUGCUAUUGCGUUACAACGAUUGCAUGCACGAGCUUAUUGAGAUGGGUCAUAUGGAAGCUGUAACCGAGACGGAGAAUAACGCAUAUUAUAUGCCGCAUCACCCAGUGAUCAAAGAGUCCAGCGUUACGAUGAAACUAAGGGUCGUUUUUAACGCUUCUGCUAAAACCACCACAGGGAACUCGCUCAACGACGCCCUGUUUAUUGGACCGCAAUUACAACAAGAUCUCUACUCUAUACUGAUGCGUUUCCGAACGCAUCGGUACGCAAUAACCGCAGAUGUUGCGAGGAUGUACCGCCAAGUUUGUGUAUCGUCGAAGCACGUCGAUUUGCAACGUAUCGUUUGGCGCCCUGAUCCAUCUUCGCCCAUAGUAGAUUACCGCAUGUUACGAGUAACUUAUGGGGUGGCUGCCGCGUCUCAUUUGGCUGUAAAGUCCUUGCAACAAACUGCCAAGGCUUCCUCCAACAGUUGUGAAGAAGCGGUAUCCGUGAUCCUCAAGGACUUCUACAUGGACGACUUGCUCACUGGGGCAUCUUGCAAGGCCCAACUUCAGUCACUACAACAAAAUAUCUCUGAAAUUUUAAAAGAAGGAGGCUUUGAACUGCGAAAGUGGGCGUCGAACUACCUGGAGUUGAACGAGAGUAUUUCCGGCGCUUCUAAAAGCAUAUCGCACUACGUAGUAGACGGUAAGGAUGUUCAUGCCCUUGGUCUAAUAUGGAGCAUAGAAGGAGAUCACUUCACAUUCGCAGUCAGCCUGAAACAACAACCCGCCAUUCUAACCAAGAGAGCAUUCUUAGCCGAUGCUAGCACUCUUUUUGAUCCUCUGGGUCUGCUUGCUCCUGUAACCAUAAAGUCCAAGAUGUGGUUCCAGGAUAUUUGGCGCGCCGCGGUUGGAUGGGAUGAUCUUGUACCAGACUCAAUCGCGAAAAAGUGGCUUGAUCAUCGUGUUCAGCUGCAGAUACUUUCAGAUUUGAAAGUAGAUCGUUGGAUAGGCUCUGGAACGGUUGGAUCGUUCACGGAGCUCCAUGUAUUUGCUGACGCUUCCGAACGCGCUUACGCGGCCGUUAUAUACGCGCGCACAUUGCAAAUCGACGGCAGGGUCACUGUUACUCUCGUCUCUGCAAAGACCAAGGUGGCGCCGCUCAAACCAACGACGUUGCCACGCCUAGAGCUUUGCGCUGCGCAUCUCGCUUCCAAACUGGUGCGAAGCCUUUUGCAUAGUUGGUGCCAUCCCCGCUACCCGCUGUAUGCCUGGACAGAUUCAACCAUAACAUUGGCAUGGUUACAAGCGCAUCCCAGCAGAUGGAUGACUUUCAUCGCCAACCGCGUUGCCGACAUCCAAGAAAUUCUGCCUCCUGAGUGCUGGAAUCAUGUUCGCUCGGAGUUAAAUCCUGCAGACUAUGCUUCUAGAGGUAUAUCCCCAGCCGAGCUACUGUGUCAGCAAUUAUGGUGA